Molecule: messenger RNA, 1553 nt
Organism: Acanthoscelides obtectus
Lineage: Eukaryota; Metazoa; Arthropoda; Insecta; Coleoptera; Chrysomelidae
Source: the annotation of a GenBank genome assembly
AGGAAAGCGACUGUGAGAGUAGCUUGGGCUCACCAGAACCAGCAUCUUCGAUGGCCAUGGGCUCUGAAACGGGAACAGACCUGUCUAUGGGCUUAAGACAACAACAGCAGACACUCAUUAAAGAAGAAAUCAGUAUUAACGAAUCUUCAAACAUGAUGCCGCCUUCUUCUUCAGCCUCCCAUCUUAAUGGAACAAUGGCUGGACUUGUAACGCUUCAAAAUCUUCAGAACUUGGCUUCUCUACAGGGUCUUCCACAAGUGGCGUCCUUAGCUGCUGGUCUAUCCAACAUGGCGAACAUUCCAGGAAGUCCUGUCGUGAAUGCACCCCUCAAUCUUAGUUUAAGCGCUUCAGCCGCAACUCCAAGGAGCUCCCAGCAUCCUCCGAUGUCCGGUUCGAGAGCAUCCAUAUCUUCUCCUCCUCCCGUAAUGACCCCUCAGCCUCAGCAACAACAACCGCCCCCUACACACUUGAUGGGAGGUGGGCAGCAACAGCAGCAGCAACAACCUAGCGGACCCAUCCUGGGCGGCCAGCAACCUGCGCCUAUGCCGCAGCUGAUAUUAGCUUCGGGGCAGCUGGUGCAGGGAAUCCAGGGAGCGCAGCUGCUUAUUCCAACUUCACAAGGCUUAGCGACGCAGACAAUCCUGACAAUCCCCGUAAAUCACGUAAACAGUAACGACCAAAUGGUGAACCUAGCACUAAACAAUGGCCAGGUGAUGCAAACUUCGCUGGCGAAUCUGCAGGCGAUGGCUCAAAGCAACCUACUACCCCCUGCCCCAGCUCCUCCUCCUCCUCUUACUCCUCCAACCUCUAACGGCAGUCAAAUCAAUCCCAACCUCCUCAACCCAGCAACGCUAACCCACCUGUUGUCCAAUGGCUCAGCGCAGCAGAUUCUACAGACGCUUCCACAGAUCUUGAAUACACCUCCUCCUAAUCCCCCGCCACUAAUCAACCCCAUGCUCUCUACCCCGCCACAGAUGAUGCCAACGCCUACGUCACAACCUAGCAGCCAGCCCAGGCAGAUCAAUCCUACGAGCCAUUAUGUGGACACCAAGCAUGUACCCCAAGCGCAGAGCCAUCCGUCACCAACGGGGAACUGCGGCAAUGGGAUGAUGGUGAACAGAAUGCAGAGCAACGGCGACGUGAACGUGACUGCUGCUCACACGGGAAUCACUACUUGUCAGAGCAUCAAAAGAUCACCAUCCGCCCAUUCGCCUAGCUGCAACGAUAACUCCACUGCAGAUUUGCUAGUCGACUCACCAAAUCAACCCACAAUAAACCAAACCAACUCAAAUGUAGUAGAUGGCAUCAACCUAGACGAGAUCAAGGACUUCGCGAAGGCCUUCAAACUCAGAAGACUGUCAUUAGGACUAACUCAAACACAAGUAGGACAAGCACUCAGCGUUACUGAGGGCCUGCCUACAGUCAAAGUGCCAUUUGCAGUGCCCUGGCUUCUCAGAUGUUUGCGGCUGCGCAACUUUCUUCACAGCAACAAGCAAUGUUCGAGAAACUUGACAUCACACCAAAAAGUGCCCAAAAAAUCAAGCCAGUAUUAG